GAACACCGUGAGCCUCCAAAAGAGGCAAGAGAACAUCGAAGAGAAAAGCGUCGGAGAUAAACAAGACAAUCAAACCAAAAGCGUCGAAGAGACGCAAGACAGUCAAACCAAAAUCGUCGAAGAAGAGAAUCAAGAACAUCAAACCAAAAGCACUGAAGAGGAUCAAGAGCAUCGAAACAAAAUUAGCGUCGGAGAGAAUCAAGACAAUCAAAUCGAAAGCGUCGAAGGGAAAAGCGUGGAAGAGAAACAAGACCAAAUGAAAGAUAUUCAAGACCAUCACAUCAAAAGCAUCAAGGACGAAGAUCAUCAAGUAGAAAGCGUCGAAGAGAAACAAGACAAUCAAACCAAAAGUAUCGAACAGGUGGAAGAGAAAGAACAAGACAAUCAAACCAAAAGUAUCGAACGGGUGGAAGAGAAAGAACAAAAUCUAACAGAAAAUAUCAAAGAGGUGGAAGACAGACAUGGCGAUCAAACCGAGAGUAUCCAAGACAAACAUGGCGAUCAAACCGAAGGUGUCGAAGUCAAGCAGAUGCAAAUAAGUUCUAUUAACAGGUUUGCUAGGAAAAGCCUUGCAAAUGUUUCUGAUGAGCGGUUCUUUUCGUUUGGAAACGACGACGAGGUCUUUAAAGGAGUUUCAGGGUCAUUCGAAAGCAUGUCGGGGAUUGAAGAAGAGAGUGCUUAUGCCGAAAGCGAAGUAAUGGAAGCAAAGGAGGACGUACCAGUUGACCAACAUGGAGAUGAGAACAAAGAGGAGGGGGAAGCACGUGGCAAGGAUUCAACUGAUUUCAAAGAAACAGAAAAGGAGCCAGAGGGAACGACCACCGAAGAAAAAAAUGUAUAGGGCCAAGGAGAUGAAGCGGAGUGAUUAAUUUUUUCUAUCUUGAUGUUAAAAGUGGAGAUAUGCAUGGUAUUGUAAUGAGUUUAUUCUUUGUUUCUAAAUGAAAACAAAUUCUAUGAUUCAUGUAUUACAUAGGUGAUGAUUUCUGA
Asparagus officinalis (garden asparagus) is the source of this 987-nucleotide messenger RNA. RefSeq lists its product as uncharacterized. Lineage: Eukaryota; Viridiplantae; Streptophyta; Magnoliopsida; Asparagales; Asparagaceae. The coding region runs from base 257 to 841 and encodes 194 amino acids. The record is from RefSeq and is a predicted model, not a curated record. The transcript is spliced from 2 exons.